Molecule: messenger RNA, 1173 nt
Organism: Dendroctonus ponderosae (mountain pine beetle)
Lineage: Eukaryota; Metazoa; Arthropoda; Insecta; Coleoptera; Curculionidae
Gene: Snx16
Product: sorting nexin-16
Exons: 6
Coding region: 207-1067 (286 amino acids)
Biological process (GO): endosome to lysosome transport; early endosome to late endosome transport; protein targeting to lysosome
Cellular component (GO): late endosome; early endosome; extrinsic component of endosome membrane
Molecular function (GO): phosphatidylinositol binding
Source: RefSeq, a predicted model, not a curated record
CUGGUUGACAUUUGUCAAACAUUUGUUAUGGUUGACUAAUCAUAUUUUCAAUUGCGGGUUUCACCUAGUUUUUGUUUAAUUUCUCUUUAUUCCGUUUAAAGUUGAAUUAAAUCGCAUGAAGAUCUGCCGCCGUUAUUGGUGCGUGUAGUGAUGAGAUUUCACGCAAGUGACUUGACUGCCAGUGCAAAAUCAGCACACACAAUUGAAUGAUGGACAAUCAAAUAAUAGGGCCUCAAAGCCCAGAUGUGCAAAAUGAAAAGAAUGUGGUGCAGAAUGGUAACUGCUCCUGUGAGGCUGCAGAAGAGGCUGUUUCUACCGACUCGGAUGAAUACCUUUCAGGGGGCCCUUUGAGAUACAAGAAUUACGACCUGGACUGCUCAACAGCAUCGAAUGUAACAUUAUUGGCUCAGAACAUGAGCAUAUCCGACAAUAAUGAUAAUUCUAGUAUUACUGACAACAUGUCAUUUACUAAUAGUGAUAUUCUAAACCCCAUUCAAAUCCCAAUUGUGGGCUAUGAAAUAAUGGAAGAACGAGCCCGAUUCACUGUUUAUAAACUAAGGAUAGAAAACAAAAUCAAUGGAGACUGCUGGUAUGUUUUCAGAAGAUACACAGACUUUGUGCGAUUGUGCAAUCGAUUCCGCAAUAAAUUCCCGGAUGUAAUCAAACAUUUACCGAGAAAAAGGUGGUUGAAAAAUAACUUUGAUCCAAUUUUUCUGGAUGAACGAAUAAACGGCCUGCAAACCCUCGUGAACGCCAUCUUGCAACAGCCAGAUUUGGUCAGUUCUAAAGAAAUACAAGAGUUUUUUUGCAUCAAUGAACCUCCAGUCCAUUCCGACAGCAAUGAGGAAUCACGGGCAAUAUUUGAAGCUUUGGAAGACACAAUAGCCGAUUUGAAAUUGCAGCUGAGAGAAAAGGAAGCUCAUAUCGACAGUCUGGAACAGAAGCUCCAGGGUGUAUUGAAUGAGAACGAAAACUUGAAAAAGGGCUCAUUUCCGAGCCCGUUGCAAAAUAAUCAGGAAGUAAGGGAAACUCAAACGAUUACCAAAGAAGGACCAGUUAAGUUGUGAUGUGAUAUUUUAUACCAGAAUUUGUUGUUGUGUCAGAUGAGAUAGAUAUUUAUUUUAUACUUUAACAAUAAUGAUCUUAAUAUUAUAUGCAAUAAGAAUAACAGUA